Linum tenue is the source of this 1328-nucleotide messenger RNA. The record is from the annotation of a GenBank genome assembly. Lineage: Eukaryota; Viridiplantae; Streptophyta; Magnoliopsida; Malpighiales; Linaceae.
CUCCCUUCUCCCAUUCUCUGCUCUCUCUCUCUCUCUCUCUCUCUCUCUCUGCGUUUCCCCCAACUCCAACAGAGGAAUUCCCCAAGAAAAAGACGUGAAGCCGAGCAGGUGGUUGGGAAUUAAUGGCGUUACGCCUAUUAUCGCCAACGUCUUCCAUCACAACAACCAACCCCCUCAACGCCAUCCCGAAACUCGCCCCUCGCUCCUCAUCUCCAUCGCGUCACAAUCACAAAUACCGAACUCCACGAAAUGGAAGAGGAUUCAUCAACUGCAAGGCCGUCAGCGACACCUCCCAGACUUACAGAGGCGUUUACGGUCCCUGGAGAGUCGAAGACUCCGACGUCCGAGAGGUCGUGUUGUACAGGGCGGGACUAGUGACGGCAGCUACGUCGUUCGUGGCUGCUGCAUCGACGGCGUUUCUGCCGGGCGAUUCUUCUCCGUUGAGCUCAGCAAUCGAACAAAACCUCGAUGUUCUUUACGGCGUGGGAGCUGGUGGGCUGGGAGUGUCGUUGCUUCUGAUUCACAUCUAUGUGACUCCAAUUAAACGCACCCUUCAGGCCUUCUGGGCGCUCGGGGUAAUCGGCUCCAUUGCAGCGUACACAAGCCUAGCUCGCCCAGCUGGUCUGGACUUGGUGCACUAUGUUGUUGAUAACCCUGCUGCUGUCUGGCUAGUUGGUCCACUCUUUGCUGCUUUGACUGGCCUUGUGUUCAAGGAAGGUCUUUGUUAUGGGAAGCUGGAAGCUGGCAUUCUCACGUUUAUCAUACCCAUACUGCUACUUGGACAUCUGAGUGGUGUAAUGGAUGAUGGGGUGAAACAAGCUCUACUUGGUUCUUGGAUGGCCCUCUUCCUCAUAUUUGCUGGCAGGAAGUUCACUCAACCCAUUAAGGACGACAUUGGCGAUAAAUCAGUGUUCAUGUUCAAUGCCCUGUCAGAAGAAGAGCAGAAAUCCUUGAUCCAGAAACUUGAACAGCAGCAGCAGUAGAUAGAGAGUGGAAGGGAUGAUGUCCAGUUUUGGUAAGCCAGCGAGUCGUUAUAAGUUAUAACGAACUGAUACAUGUGAACGCGAUGUAUAGGCUGUAGCACUAGCCAUGGGGAAAAGGCUUCUGAAUGUAUGUAUGUAUGUAAUGUAAAUGUGGAGUAUACCGCCUCUGCCGAUAGCUAGUAAUGAUUUUGCUGUGUGUAUAUAUUGCCGGUGCAUGUGUUGCUGUUAGUUGGUGUCUGCAUUCUGGUCGAGAAAAACCGAAAAGAAAGUUGUGGUAAGCUUCCAGCCCUAGAAUUCUACUGAUAACAGUGAUCAGCAGAUCUCGGAGCAAUGUGGCAAUGGCGG